Molecule: messenger RNA, 672 nt
Organism: Lizanozyma spartinae
Lineage: Eukaryota; Fungi; Ascomycota; Pichiomycetes; Serinales; Debaryomycetaceae
Exons: 1
Coding region: 1-672 (223 amino acids)
Source: RefSeq, a predicted model, not a curated record
AUGUAUCCUUAUCAAUCAGGAUAUGCCGCAGUCCCCGAAGACUUGGAAUCCCAACUGGAAAAGGGUGAAUCAAGAAAUGACACUCCUAAUGAUGGAAAGGGGUUUGAACAGUAUGCGCCACCACAUUACCCACCACCUCAUCUUUGUCAACGCCCAUUUCUUCCACUUUUUAAUCCUCCUCAUGCAGUUCAUUUCUACCCAUCUCCGUAUGUCUUUGAAGGUUACAUGAACACUUACCAUUCACCACCUUCACCUCGGAGAUCCAAAAUUUUAUCCGUCUUGUUAACCUUAGCCACCAUUGGUGGAAUAUUCCUUGCCGGUUUCAACUAUGGCCGGUACUAUGAGAGUGAAAUAUUUGACGAUGAUUUCUAUGGAGACGAUGACUAUAAUGAUCAUGGAAUUAAGUAUUACGACCACCCGCAAUUUCGGGAAAUUGAGGAAAUUGAUCACCCUCCCCAUGGCCAUCCAUAUUACCCAUUGGAACCCGAUCAUGAUAAUCGUCCACCAGGCAGACCCUCGGCCUUUUAUUGGGUGAUUCCCUCUGAGGAACACCAUGGCGAGGAAGACCCAUCAGAUGGUGGAGAGAGCCCAGAUCAUGAAGAUGACUCUGAAUAUGACCAGGAACAAGAUGAUACGUUUGAUUUACGUCAAAUAUCCAAAGGUUUAGUUUAA